Molecule: messenger RNA, 1156 nt
Organism: Pipistrellus kuhlii (Kuhl's pipistrelle)
Lineage: Eukaryota; Metazoa; Chordata; Mammalia; Chiroptera; Vespertilionidae
Gene: NRARP
Product: NOTCH regulated ankyrin repeat protein
Exons: 2
Coding region: 295-636 (113 amino acids)
Cellular component (GO): cytoplasm
Molecular function (GO): enzyme inhibitor activity; phosphatase regulator activity; protein binding
Source: RefSeq, a predicted model, not a curated record
UGCAGCUGCCCUGACUGGCGUGGGGGCCACAGCGGGAAGGGGUGGGGUCCCGCAGAGACCUGUGUGUGGCCCCCGCGCGGGCUGGCCUGCCCGGGCAGUAGGUAAUGGCAGUGUGGGGUGAGGCGACACUGGCGCCCGGUUGUCUUUGUCAGGAAGCAGGACCCUCGGGCCUGCGGAGCCCGGAAGCACAGCCGGCCACAGCCCCGCCGGCUCAGCCCCGAGGAGACAGGCAGGGCCCCGGGCAGGCGCCGCCCGCGCCCAGCCCGGCGCGCCCCGCCGCGCGCCCGCGGCAGCAUGAGCCAGGCCGAGCGCUCCACCUGCGCGGCGCCCCCGCAGCGCGUCUUCCAGGAGGCCGUGCGCCGCGGCAACACGCAGGAGCUGCAGUCGCUGCUUCAGAACAUGACGAGCUGCGAGUUCAACGUCAACUCGUUCGGGCCCGAGGGCCAGACGGCGCUGCACCAGUCGGUCAUCGACGGCAACCUGGAGCUGGUGAAGCUGCUGGUUAAGUUCGGCGCCGACAUCCGCCUGGCCAACCGCGACGGCUGGAGCGCGCUGCACAUCGCGGCGUUCGGCGGCCACCAGGACAUCGCGCUCUAUCUCAUCACCACGGCCAAGUGCGCGGCCGGCGGCCGGUGACCCGCGCCGAGCGGACCCCGCGCGGCCCACGCGCGGCGCCGCUGCGGCCCUUCCCGCCAACUACCUCCCGCGCCGCGCCCACGGCCGGGCCCCGCGCCCCGCCGGUGGCCGCCGGGCCGGCGGCGCUUCCCACGCCCCGCCCGCGGCCGCGGUGGGGGCGGGGCGCGGCUGCGCCUUUGAAAUCCGAGCGCGGCUCCCGGCGAGGCCGGAAUCCCGCGACACCGGAUCCGCCGCUGGACGUGCUUCCCGGAGCCGGAGCCGGAGGCGGGGCCGCCGGCCGGGCCCCGCCCGCAGGACCGCGGCGCCGCCCGGGAGACCGGUCCGACUCCGCACCGUGCGUGCGCACCGGGGACAGUGCGCUGCCUUUGUUUGGGACUCUGCGUGGUCGUGGGAGAUGCGUUUUUCCUUUUCUUACAAGAAAAACUUGAUCUGUCGUUUCUUGGUUGCACUGAACGCCGCCAGCCCGAGGGCUUCACUGCUGCUGCCUCUGCGCCCGGCUCUCCCCGCCCCUCCGCCCCCC